Molecule: messenger RNA, 1209 nt
Organism: Sorex fumeus (smoky shrew)
Lineage: Eukaryota; Metazoa; Chordata; Mammalia; Eulipotyphla; Soricidae
Gene: PPIF
Product: peptidylprolyl isomerase F
Exons: 6
Coding region: 99-674 (191 amino acids)
Biological process (GO): cellular response to hydrogen peroxide; protein folding; regulation of mitochondrial membrane permeability involved in programmed necrotic cell death
Cellular component (GO): mitochondrion
Molecular function (GO): peptidyl-prolyl cis-trans isomerase activity
Source: RefSeq, a predicted model, not a curated record
CCCGUGCGCGUGCGCGUGCGCCCGUCCGUCACGAGUUGCCGCUGCUGCUGCGGUAGCCGCCCGCCCGUCCGCCCGCCGCGCCCCCCGCGCCCCCCGCGAUGCUGGCCCUGCGCCGCGCCCCCCGCCUGCUGCGCCUGCUCCCGGCCCGCACCUGCGGCGCCCGCGCGGCCUCGGCGCCCGGGAACCCGCUGGUCUACCUGGACGUGGGCGCCGACGGGCAGCCGCUCGGCCGCGUGGUGCUGGAGCUGAAGGCCGAUGUGGUCCCGAAGACGGCAGAGAACUUCCGAGCCCUGUGCACGGGCGAGAAGGGCUUCGGCUACAAGGGCUCCACCUUCCACCGGGUCAUCCCGUCCUUCAUGUGCCAGGCCGGAGACUUCACCAACCACAACGGCACUGGGGGCAAGUCCAUCUACGGAAGCCGCUUCCCCGAUGAGAACUUCAAGCUCAAGCACGAGGGCCCAGGUGUCCUGUCCAUGGCAAACGCGGGCCCCAACACCAACGGCUCCCAGUUCUUCAUCUGCACCAUCAAGACAGACUGGCUGGACGGCAAGCACGUCGUGUUCGGGCAUGUCAAGGAGGGGAUGGAGGUCGUGCGGAAGAUAGAGGCUCUGGGCUCCAAGAGUGGGAAGCCGUCCAAGAAGAUCGUCAUCACAGACUGUGGCGAGCUGAGCUGACCGUGGCCCAGCGCUGCAGGCCACACGGCACACGCGAGUGACUCACCUGGUGACUGUCCCGGCCGCCCAUCCCGGCAUCCUGGGCACCUCCUCAGUGUGCCCAGAAGCGCCCACAGGAACACGCCCCUGCUUGGCCCGUGGCUGGGCUCCAGCGGUCAGUCGUGGCCGACUGGUCACCUGCUUAGCGGGCAGAGCUGCGGGCAGUGCGCGCUCAGCUGUGCGCGGGCGCUGGCUGGGGCGGGCUCGGCCUUUUCUGUGGCUGCAAGGGGAAGCCGGUGUGGCCCGGGCUGCCUUCACGGCAGUUUCCGUGGCAGGGUCCAUGCAGCCAGGAGCUGAGGCCCCGACUGUGAAUCUGUCGCUGUGAGCCCAGGGCUGCUGUGCAUUUCCUGGCAUGCUGGCAUUGUUUUUGUUUUGAUAAAAUUGAUUCACUGAUUACACAUAUAUCCGUACGUAUGUACACCCAUACCUAUGUGUAUAUGCUGCCCUGUGGAGCAGUAACUGCCCGCCUACAAUGUGAAAUAAAUCUAUUUUCUGU